This is a messenger RNA of Macrosiphum euphorbiae (potato aphid), 888 nucleotides long. NCBI's taxonomy places the organism in Eukaryota, Metazoa, Arthropoda, Insecta, Hemiptera, Aphididae. The record is from the annotation of a GenBank genome assembly.
AUGUUCAUUAAAAUUUUAUCUUCACUGCCCAGUGCAAUAAUUAAGAAUUCUUCAUUUCUAUUACAAAGGCCAUUAACCACAAUGCAUAGCAACAUCAUAACUAAAGAGUUUGGCAAAUUUAAAGUUCAAGUGCUUCCAGCGUUAUCAGAUAAUUUUAUGUACUUAUUAAUUGAUAAUAGCACGAAAGAAGCAGCCAUUGUCGAUCCUGUAGCACCGGAUGUGGUUUGGGAUGCAGUCCGUAAAGAAAAUGUUAAAUUAACAACUGUACUCACAACACAUCAUCAUUGGGAUCAUGCUGGUGGCAACAAAGAACUUAUUAAUAGCAAUACCAAUGAUCAAUUGACUGUUAUUGGAGGUGACGACCGAAUUGAUGGCCUUACAGUUAUGAUUGAUAAACACAGAGUAGAUUUUCAAUUUGGAUCAUUAAAUAUUAAAUGUCUGCGCACACCUUGUCACACCACUGGACACAUUUGCUAUUAUGUUAAUGAAGGGCAAGAUGAUGUUGUUUUUACAGGAGAUACACUAUUCUUAGGAGGCUGUGGUAGAUUUUUUGAAGGUACUGCAACACAAAUGUAUGAGGCGUUAAUCAAAAUAUUAUCACAGUUACCUGACAGCACUGCUGUGUUUUGUGGACAUGAAUAUGCCAUUCAAAAUUUGAAGUUUGGACUACAUGUUGAACCAUCCAACCAAUAUAUAUUGAAUAAAUUGGAGGAUGUCGAAACCAAACGAAAAUUAAAAGAACCAAGUGUUCCAUCAACUAUUGGAUUAGAAAAGCUCAUUAAUCCAUUCAUGAGAGUAGAAAAUGAAUCAGUCCAAAAAGUCACUCACACAGUUGGUGAUCCAAUUGAAACAAUGAAAAUGUUGAGGGACUUAAAAAACAAUUUAUGA